AUGCUGUGCUAUCUUGUCAAGGGUGAAUGUCCUUGGGAAGGUAACACAUUAUGCUUAAAUGACAGCUCAGAAGUAAUCACCUCUGGAGUUUCAGAUAAAGAUAAAAAACUGAUUGUAGAGCUGCAUAAUGAGUUCAGAUCAAAAGCAAAUCCACCAGCAGCCGAUCUGAUGGUCUUGACUUGGGAUGACAAAAUUGCUAAGGUAGCACAGAAACUGGCCAGCCAAUGUAGAUUAGAUCAUGAUAAGGACAGGCGUGUAUCUGGAUAUGGAGUCCACAUUGGUCAAAAUAUAGCAACUGGUUAUUCUGGCUGGAGUCAAACAAUAAGUGCAUGGUAUUCAGAAAAGAAAAAAUUCACAUUUGGUGCUGCAAAUGCAAUGAAUAAAGUUGGACAUUUCACACAGAUUUUGUAUGAGAAGACAUCGCGUGUUGGGUGUGGUUUUGCCAAAUGUACACGAGGCGUUUUCUAUGUGUGCAAUUAUGCCAGUGGGCAACUGAAUUAUGCAUUCAAACAUCCUUACACAGAAGGAGAGAGCUGUGGUCAGUGUCCAAAAACAUGCAAAAAUGGACUCUGUGAUUGUAAAGGGAAACUGUGCUUUAACAAUGGCAAAAUUGACCCAAAUGAAUGCACAUGCAAGUGUGUAAAAAGCUACACUGGAGAAAAUUGUGAACAUCGUACUGUAUUUGCUAUCCCAUUUUGUUUAAUCACAUUUUUUCUUUCACUUCUGCUUUUUUCAUUCUCUUUUCCUUUCAUUCUCUUUUCCUUUCAUUCUCUUUUCCUUUCAUUCUCUUUUCCUUUCAUUCUCUUUUCCUUUCAUUCUCUUUUCCUUUCAUUCUCUUUUCCUUUCAUUCUCUUUUCCUUUCUUCUCUCUCUUUUCCUCUCCUCUCAUUCCUUUUCCUUUCCUCUCUUUUCUUUCAUUCUUUCUUCUCUUUUCCUCUCCUCUCUCUCUUUUCCUCUCCUCUCUCUCUUUUCCUCUCCUCUCUCUCUUUUCCUCUCCUCUCUCUCUUUUCCUUUCCCUUUCCUCUCCUUUCUCUCUCUUUUCCUUUCUCUCUCUUUUCUCCCUCUCUUUUCUUCUCUUCUCUCUCUCUCUCUCUUUUCCUUUCUCUCUUUUCUCUCCUCUCUCUUUCCUUUCCUCUCCUUUCUCUCUUUUCCUUUUCUCCUCUUUUCCUCUCCUCUCUCUUUUUUUUCUCUUUUCCUCUCCUCUUUCUCUCUUUCUCUCUCAAAAUACAUUUUAGCAUUCAAACCAAACAUUUUGGUAGUCACUAUUUUUGCCAGUCGCACAGGGGAACUUGUCACCUACCACCAUGUUGACAUUAAACAUAUAUACCCUCAGGAGGGAUGGGUUGAAGAAGACCCAAAAGAAAUUCUGGAAUCUGUUUAUACUUGUAUGAGUAAAGCAGUAGAAAACUUGAAGGCCUUAAAUAUCAAUGUGGAUGAUCUCAAAGCUGUGGGCAUAUCCAACCAACGAGAAACCACUAUUGUCUGGGAUAAAUUCACAGGAAAACCUUUGUAUAACGCCAUUGUUUGGUUGGAUAUGAGAACAGCACCAACAGUUGAUAGAUUGCUGGCAGGUGUACCAGAUAAAAGCAAAGACUUUUUGCGACCUCAAUGUGGUCUGCCAAUCACCACUUACUUCAGUGCUGUCAAAUUGCGUUGGCUACUUGAUAAUGUUUCUGAAGUGAAAACAGCAGUUGCUGAAGAUCGGUGCUUGUUUGGUACUGUGGAUACCUGGCUUCUCUGGAACUUGACUGGAGGGCCAGGUCGUGGUUGCCAUGUCACAGAUGUCACUAAUGCUAGUCGAACAAUGUUAAUGAACAUUCAUUCUCUCAGGUGGGAUGAGAAACUCUGCAGUUUCUUCAAUAUUCCAAUGUCAAUUCUUCCAGAAAUUCAUUCAUCAUCUGAACUCUAUGGCCACAUAACAGAUAAUCCUCUUAAAGGUGUUCCUAUUUCGGGUAUUUUGGGUGACCAGCAGGCAGCUCUUGUUGGACAAAUGUGCUUUAAACAAGGCUCUGCUAAAAACACGUAUGGGACUGGUUGUUUUCUUUUGUACAAUACAGGUUCACAGCCAGUAGAAUCUUCACAUGGGUUACUUACUACAGUUGCUUAUCAGUUAGGCAGAAGAAAACCGGUUACUUAUGCUCUUGAGGGGGCCAUUGCUAUUGCUGGUGCCUGUGUACAAUGGUUGAGGGACAAUCUUGGAAUCAUUCAGACUUCAGCAGAAAUUGAGCAAUUGGCUAGUGAAGUAGAUAGUACCCAUGGCUGCUAUUUUGUUCCUGCUUUCUCUGGUCUUUUCUGCCCCUACUGGCGGGCAGAUGCUCGUGGCAUCAUUUGUGGUCUCUCACAGUUCACAACCAAAGCUCACAUUGGUCGAGCUGCAUUAGAAGCUGUGUGUUUCCAGACAAGAGAACUUCUAGAUGCCAUGAACUGUGACAGUGGAAUUCCUCUGAAAUCUCUACAGGUUGAUGGUGGAAUGUCAGUUAAUUCUGUUCUUAUGCAACUUCAAGCUGACCUAUUGGGUAUCAAUGUUGUUCGCCCUUCUAUGCCUGAAACCACGGCAUUAGGGGCAGCAAUGGCUGCUGGCUGUGCUGAAGAAAUCAAUGUUUGGAAUUUAGAUCCAUCAAAAGCUCCAAAAACCAUCACAGAUACAUUUGUGCCUUCCAUUCCAGCUAAAGAUCGUGAUGAUAGGUUCAACUGGUGGAAAAUGGCUGUGGAACGCUCCUUAGGUUGGAAGAUAGAAACCCCAAUUCCUGUGGAAGAACGGCACAAGCGUACCUUCUGGACAACUUUGGCUGGUGGACUUUAUGUAUGGUUAACAUUUGGAAUGCUACUAAUGGCAGAACUGCUUGACAAGAGAUGA
Messenger RNA from Acanthosepion pharaonis, 2856 nucleotides. The record is from the annotation of a GenBank genome assembly. Lineage: Eukaryota; Metazoa; Mollusca; Cephalopoda; Sepiida; Sepiidae.